This is a messenger RNA of Closterium sp. NIES-65, 1506 nucleotides long. The record is from the annotation of a GenBank genome assembly. NCBI's taxonomy places the organism in Eukaryota, Viridiplantae, Streptophyta, Zygnematophyceae, Desmidiales, Closteriaceae.
AUGGAUUUGCGGCGCCGAACUGCGGAAGCAGCUUUGGAAAAAGCUGGGAGCCUGUGGGGUGAGGGGAGUGACAAUGAAGGGUGCUUUGGUGGUGGUGGUGGUGGUGGUGGUGGUUAUGGUAAUGGUUCAAACAAUCCUGCAUUGUGGGGAGAUCCCGAGGAGAAUGCAGAGGCAGCAGCUGCUGAGGCUCGGUAUCACAGGUUCGGGUCCCAAUCCGACAGGUUUGGUGCCGGGCCAUGGGGAGCUGAUGAUGCUUGGAAGGAUGACGUGGCAGCUCAGAUGAAGAAUAGGAUGAGGAGGGACGAGGAGAGCCACCGGGCGGCAGUUUUUGGAGCGAAGCAGGAGGAGAAAGAGGACAAGAGAAGACGGUGGGAGGAGGAGAGGAAGGUACGGGAGGAAGAAGCAAGGAAGGUUCUGGAAGCAGAACAGGCCAAGGAUAAGGCCUGGAGAGCAGCGAUCAAGGAGCAAGUACAGAAAAAGAAGGUGGUACAGAAGCAAGAGGAUUACGAUGAGAGAUGGAAGAGAUUUGCCAAGUCAUGCGACAUGGGUAUCACCAUGGCUGAUGUGCCGUUCCCUGUGGUGGGUGGGGGAGAGGAGGAGCUGAAGCAUGUGAUUCUGCAUGGCGUGCCAAAGGAGCAGCACCGGAAGAGGAUGAGGGAGGAGGUGGUGCGAUGGCACCCUGACAAGUUUAUGCAGAAGUGGGGGUUACGGCUACACGACAAGCACCGGAGCAGCAUUGAAAAGCGAGAGGACUUUUUAACAUCCAUCGGUCGAAUCAACGCCGCCCUGUCGCUGCUGCAGCUGGAGCUGCGGGCGGCAGCCGACCAGGCGGACGGCGGGCUUUGGUACGGAGUGGUCAACCGGGCGGCAGACAGCCAGGGCAAGCUGGGCACGACGUACAGCCACGAGGAGAUCCAGUACUUCAAAUGCCUGGUGGAGCACGUGCCCAACCCAACUCAAGACCCCCUCUCCCCAUCGUCCUCGCAACCUCCCCUCUCCCCGCCUGCCGCCCGCACACACACCCUCUCACUAACUGACAAAGAGCGACUGAUCGCUGACCUGGCGGACAACCAUUGGCUCAGCGUCUCGAGUGAUUCAAGAGAUGGCAGUAGUGGCGGCGGCAGCAGCAGCGGUGGCGGCGGUGGUAGCGGUAGUGGUGGUGGGAGGAGGGGGGUGCAAGGGAGUGUGGGUCUGGGCGUGAGAACGUAUUUGGAGCUACAGCAGUAUCUGAAGAGCAUAGAAGGGGUGGUGGUGUGCGACGUGUGCCAUGAUGCUGCUGUGAAGGCUGUGUGCUGUGUGUCCCCGGGCUGUGAAUACCACCUGCACCAGUACUGCAUGCCCGCCAAGUUCCAUCGAGUCAAGGUGGGUCAACGCAAAAUCCCAAGUGCCCCCAAUGCGAUGCGCCCUGGCCUUCCAGGGCGGACGAACCUGCACCACCCAGCCAAUCCCAAGCGGCUGGACGAGGGGGGGGCGCAGAUAGGAGGAGGCGGGCAGGAAAGCGGAUAG